AUGAUCUAUUGCCUAACCAGGAGUCCACUGACAUCUGUAUACCAGUUAAGCUGGUUAGGAAAACACUGUGCUGUUAGGAGCUUGAGCAUCAGUUCGCAACUACUUUCUGCUCACCAAUUUACAAACAAAUAUGAAUGGAUAACAGUAGAAAAUGGCAUUGAAACAGUAGGAAUAAGCAAAUUUGCCCAGGAGGCAUUAGGAUAUGUGGUGUACUGCAGUCUUCCAGAAGUUGGCACAAAGUUAAAUAAAAUGGAUGAGUUUGGAGCUUUGGAAAGUGUGAAGGCUGCAAGCGAAUUGUAUUCCCCUUUGACAGGAGAAGUAAUUGACAUAAAUAAAGCUCUAGCUGAUGACCCUGGACUAGUAAAUAAAUCCUGUUAUGAUGAUGGUUGGUUAAUAAAGGUGACUGUAGAUAAACCAGAAGAACUUGAAGAGCUGAUGGAUGAAGACGGUUACGAGAAGUACAUAAAAUCUAUUGAGGACUGAUUAAGAUUUUUUAAUUAAGUAGUCAAUCAGAUG
Molecule: messenger RNA, 516 nt
Organism: Protopterus annectens (West African lungfish)
Lineage: Eukaryota; Metazoa; Chordata; Ceratodontiformes; Protopteridae
Product: glycine cleavage system H protein, mitochondrial-like
Exons: 1
Coding region: 1-483 (160 amino acids)
Biological process (GO): glycine decarboxylation via glycine cleavage system; protein lipoylation
Cellular component (GO): glycine cleavage complex; cytoplasm; mitochondrion
Source: RefSeq, a predicted model, not a curated record